UGCGCUAAUACACAAUCCAAUUCCUUCGCUUUUAGCCGCCGCAACUUCGUAGGGUUUUGAUACAGAGAGGGAGAGAUAGAGGGGGAGGACGAAGAGGAGGCGAUCUCUAGGGUUUUGAGAUCUCGGGAUGGUGGCGUUUAGGUUUCACCAGUACCAGGUGGUGGGGAGAGCGCUCCCCUCGGAGGGCGAUGAGCACCCGAAGAUCUACCGGAUGAAGCUGUGGGCCACCAACGAGGUCCGCGCCAAAUCCAAGUUUUGGUACUUUUUGAGGAAGCUCAAGAAGGUGAAGAAGAGCAAUGGACAAGUUUUGGCGAUCAAUGAGAUUUUUGAACGGAAUCCAACCAAGAUCAAGAAUUAUGGCAUUUGGCUCCGGUACCAAAGCAGAACAGGCUACCACAACAUGUACAAGGAAUACCGCGACACUACUCUGAAUGGUGCUGUUGAGCAGAUGUAUAAUGAGAUGGCAUCUCGUCAUCGUGUCAGGUUUCACUGCAUACAAAUCAUCAAAACUGCAACUGUUCCUGCUAAGCUUUGCAAGAGAGAGAGUACAAAGCAAUUCCAUGAUUCCAAAAUUAAGUUCCCCCUUGUGUUUCGGAAGGUUAGGCCACCUACGAGGAAGCUUAAAACCACAUACAAGGCUUCAAGGCCCAACUUGUUCAUGUGAUUUGCUCACACUGAAUUUGAUAGCCUUGCUAGACGAGGUUGAAAGUUCAGGUGAUAGUUACAUAUAUGCAGAUUACUGUUUUCAAUUUUCUGAUUGAAAUUUUCAUUUUGGCAGUCUUUGUUUUUUUUUUUUUUUUUCCUGUUUUUAAAACUUUGUGCUUCGAAGUUUUAGUCAAUUUCAUUUGAUGAAUCACAUAAUCAUUUUGUUUAAUUGUUGUAGCUGCUAUUGUUCAGCUUUAAGUGGGAAUUUUGGGUUGUUGAGUA
Messenger RNA from Ananas comosus (pineapple), 927 nucleotides. Its product is annotated as 60S ribosomal protein L18a. NCBI's taxonomy places the organism in Eukaryota, Viridiplantae, Streptophyta, Magnoliopsida, Poales, Bromeliaceae. Gene Ontology annotation, cellular component: cytosolic large ribosomal subunit; ribosome. The transcript has 4 exons. Gene Ontology annotation, biological process: translation. The record is from RefSeq and is a predicted model, not a curated record. The coding region runs from base 128 to 664 and encodes 178 amino acids. Gene Ontology annotation, molecular function: structural constituent of ribosome.